This is a messenger RNA of Geodia barretti, 907 nucleotides long. The record is from the annotation of a GenBank genome assembly. Lineage: Eukaryota; Metazoa; Porifera; Demospongiae; Tetractinellida; Geodiidae.
UACAGAGUUACCAACUGCAAAAAUAGCUACCGGUGAAGUCACUCCAGAGGCAUCAAGUAUUCCAAUAAUGAAUCGUCUGCUGGUAGUACUGGCUGUUCUCUGCUGCAUCUCUGGCUAUCUCUAUAGCCAGCAAGCCAGAGCAGCAGUGGUGGCUUCAGCAGCAGGGAGUAGACCAGAUAUGUCUGUCAGGGACAAGAGGCACGCCAGUGGCGACCAUCACCAGGACCCCAGGUGGAGACUGAUAUCUGCAAUGCUUGUCCUCAAAGAAUACUCUGCUGUCAUGACCAAUCGCUAUGAUGAGAAUGAAAGGCCUGCACUGCUCCACAUCAACUCUGAGAGUGUGCUACUGAAGAACAUACUGAGGAGGGUGUGCAACCUAGUGGCCUUUGACCAGCUCGCCAUCAACAUCAACGACACCACCGACAGUAGAGAUUUCUACCCUCUUCUGUCAGAGAUUAUCACCGAUGCCUGCGAAUGGUUGCAGUACAUGGUUCGCCAAGGAGUCGCCAUCACACCCGGUGAAAACUCAGACUUUUACAACAACUGCUCUGCCACCGGCGAAAUGACCCUCCUCCAUCACUUCUGCUACCGCAUGAACAUAGCCAACCUCAUCGGCCUAGUAAACGUUGGAGACUUUGCUCUCCCCUCUUACAUCACAGAGUAUUACAGUGGUGAGUACCCACCGGUGGCCGGGGCGAACUUCACCAGGUGGCUGGACACCUCUGCCCUGCCUCUCAGCAUCAGGAACUCCAUCCAUGAGAACACUGUCAUUGCUCUCCUCCAGUACAUCAUCAGGACAAAGCUCUGACAUUCCACAGUAUAAUAAUGUACAUGCCCUAGACGACGACAGUACAAUGGAUAAGACUAUGUAUUUUUAGCUCUUAUAACACUAGCCCCUUUCAUUUAU